Messenger RNA from Morchella sextelata, 543 nucleotides. RefSeq lists its product as uncharacterized. The transcript has a single exon. The record is from RefSeq and is a predicted model, not a curated record. Lineage: Eukaryota; Fungi; Ascomycota; Pezizomycetes; Pezizales; Morchellaceae. The coding region runs from base 1 to 543 and encodes 180 amino acids.
AUGUCAAGCUCAAAACAGAUAGACCAGUCCCCACUGCAGCCUGUGCAGGAACCCACGCCCAAGGGCAACCGCCGCCAGCCACCCAAAACCCAACCUCCUUCUGAAUUCACAGGAUGGGACCGCGAUCAGAUCUUUGCCGUCACGAAGGCCAUCCACCUUUACUGGAAAACAUUAAUGAUGUACAUCAAGCUCGUCACCGGUGCUGGCUCAGAGCAGAUUACCUGGGGCCCCAUGUGGGAUAUCAAGAGGACGCAACUGGAACAGUUCAAGGAGUAUGUAAAUGCCGUCAAGGUAUGCUUCGCUGCUAAACAGGAAUGGAGCGACGAGGACCAUUAUAAAUAUUGGGAUUUGAUGGAUGAGUAUCGCAAUGCCAAUAUUGAGUUCUCGGUGUUGCUGAAUACACAUAUCAAGUAUAUACCGCUGAAUAUUGCGAUAACUAAGGAGUUGGAGGAGUUGGAGACGGGGAAAAAAAUAAGAAGGGCAAGUAUCGUGGGCAGGAGGUCAACACCUCCGACGUUACCUUCUCCUAACUACCCCAAAUGA